AUGGGUGUCGACAUUCAGGCGCUGCGAUGUUCUCUGGAGAACAAGUCCUUCUGUGAGAAGGAGAAAGCGCUGCUCCAGUUGAUCCAGCACUCUGAGGCAAUCCAGCUUCAGCAGCAGGAGCUUCUCGAAACCACGAAGCGCCUCGCUGGGGUUUUCGAGCUUUCGAUCACGGGAUUUAGCAACGGCUCCUGCUCUGUCGAAGCUACGUCCUUCGACACCGUCUCGGUUAUCGGCGAGCAGCUCGCUCGCAAAAACGCCACCUGGUCGAAGUCCCUCACCAUCACCAAGGACGGCCAGGACCUGCCGAAAGAGGCGACCCUCUCAGCGCUCGGGAUUUCAGAAAGCUCCCAGCUCGGCUGCUAUGAACCCGGCUACCAAAUCUUUUUGAAGACUCUCACAGGCAGCACCGUAACCGUGCGAGUCGAAGAAAGUGAGACUAUCGGAAACUUCAAAGAAAAGGUUCAUCGUCUUGAAGGCAUCCCUCCCGACCGGCAGCGCUUGAUUUUCGCCGGCAUACAGCUAGAAGGCGAUAAGACCUUCUCAGACUACGGCAUCAAAAGGGCGUCCACCAUUCACGUCGUUUUAUCUCUGCGCGGGGGCAUGUACGAAGGAAUCUCUGGACGGAAGGGCUUCGAGGUGCUCCCAGACAAAAUCGUCUUCGAGGAUGGAAGCUCCUGGAAGUUGGACGAAAGCGCAGAGAGCUUCAAGCGCUGCGAUGAGAAGCACCAGACCAUAUCUUUUGCCUCAAAAGAAGAGAUGGUGAGCUACUUGGAGUCCUCUCGCGUGGAGUUUCUGCUUCAGCGUUUAGAAGAAAUUCAAUGCAGGAGCCAGGAAAUCGAGAAGGAAGCAUCUCACUGGAUGACCAGAGCAGCACCUGCUACCACGGAGACGGCAUAG
This is a messenger RNA of Symbiodinium sp. CCMP2592, 897 nucleotides long. The record is from the annotation of a GenBank genome assembly. NCBI's taxonomy places the organism in Eukaryota, Dinophyceae, Suessiales, Symbiodiniaceae.